AGUACAACUUAAAUUAGACGGCAAACAUCCGCACAGUUACUGUAGCAUGAGAAACGACACAUGCUUCCUCGACGCUAUCUAGCACCGAAACGACUUUACUUCUUCUUCACUUCUGCAAUAUCUCGAACUUCGAUUCUCUCUUUUUCACUUUAUUUCCUCUCUGUUCAUUCUCUGAGACCAGAUUCAAGCUGAGCAUGAGCUUGGGAAGGCCGACAGUUGCUUGCCUCGAUGAAAAAAGAUGCAUUAGUUUAUCCAUCUGUUUUAAUCUUGCUAAUUACCCAAAAUAGAUGUCUGCUUUAGGGUUUGAUGUUAUAUGCCUUCUCCAAGAGAAAAAACACAUUAGAAUUUGUAUUCAUUAUUCCGUGAAGCUUGAGGCUGGGGAGUGUGCAUAGAUGGAUCGCAACUUGAGUGUAAUGGGUGAAGACCACUCCAUAUCACAAAACAAUAGAAUGAAGAAACCAGACAUCCACAAAAGUUACCCUAGUAGAGAUGUUAUGCCUGGGAGUGAGCUUUGGACAGAUGGGCUUAUUUGUGCCUUUGAAUUUGUCCGAGGCCAUGGUAGGAAAUCAGUGAAUUCUAAGUCUACCAUGAGCAGACAAAUACACAGUAUGCAAGCAAAUGGAAUAAGAGAGUCUUCUUCCCCAAGACUGGAUCGGAACAAAUUAUUGGAAUCCUCAUCCACUUGUGAGUCUAGGGGCAAUCAAGAUGCUGCUAGUCAAUACAAAGACAGCCAGAUUGAUCAAUCAGGACAGUAUCAUGCUGUGGAAAAAUUGGGGGAUAUUCAUUGGGUACCUAUUGGUUGGGCUAGAAUUUCAGAACUUGUUAAAAUGGUCCAAACGGAUGCAGGCUGGGCUAUGCAGCAACUAGAGCUGAUGGAUGAAGAAGAUGAUCUUACUGUUGCAGAGUUAGCAGCUCCUUACUGGGAGCGCCCAGCAGGGCCCACAUGGUGGUGCCAUGUUGCUGCAGGUCAUCCCUCUAUCCAGGCCUGGCUUAAUAGUGCUCAGUGGUUACAUCCUGCAAUUAGUUUAGCUUUGAGAGAUGAAAGUCGAUUGAUAAGCGAGCGGAUGAAAUACCUAUUUUAUGAGGUCCCAGUAAGGGUUGCUGGAGGACUGCUGUUUGAACUCUUGGGGCAAUCAGUUGGUGAUCCAUUUGUUGAAGAGGAUGACAUUCCUAUUGUUCUGCGCUCUUGGCAAGCGCAGAAUUUUCUAAUCACUGCACUGCACAUAAAAGGGACUGUGUCAAGAGUAAAUGUUUUGGGUAUCACUGAAGUUCAGGAGCUUCUUUCUGCUGGAGGCUAUAAUUCACCAAGAACAGUGCAUGAAGUCAUAGCACUACUAGUCUGCCGCCUUACUCGGUGGGAUGAUAGGAUAUUUCGCAAGUCCAUAUUUGGGGCAGCAGAUGAGAUCGAAUUGAAAUUUAUGAACAGGAGACACCAUGAAGAUAUGAAUCUUUUUAGUGUUAUCUUGAACCAAGAAAUCAAAAGGUUAUCAAGACAGGUUAUUAGAGUGAAAUGGUCACUCCAUGCAAGGGAGGAGAUUGUUUUUGAGCUGCUUCAUCAUUUGAGAGGAAAUGCAGCCAGAACUUUGUUAGAGGAAAUAAGGAAGAGCACAAGAGAAAUGAUGGAGGAGCAAGAAGCAGUUCGUGGUCGCUUGUUUACUAUUCAAGAUGUUAUGCAAAGCACAGUUCGGGCAUGGUUGCAGGAUAGAAGCCUGCGUGUAACCCAUAAUUUGGCUGUUUUUGGAGGCUGCGGCCUUGUUCUUUCUAUCAUUACUGGGUUGUUUGGAAUCAAUGUGGAUGGGAUCCCUGGAGCAAACAGUACACCAUAUGCAUUUGGUCUGUUUGCAGGCAUCUUGGUGUUCAUAGGUGUGGUGCUAAUUGCAGUUGGGUUGCUUUACCUUGGGUUGAAGCAACCCAUCACUGAAGAGAAGGUGGAAGUAAGGAGGAUGGAAUUGCAAGAACUAGUGAAGAUGUUUCAGCAUGAAGCAGAGACUCAUGCCCAGGUUCACAAAAGUGCAUACCGAAACAACUUGACCCCAACUUCUGGAGAUGACGUGGAUUAUCUUCUCAUCCAAUGAUGACUUGGAUUAAUAUGGUGAGUACAAAAAGAGUUGUGAAUGCAUCAACGGCGGGAGUAACCUUGGUGAAUUGGCGAUGAUCAAGUUCACUUGUAAGGAAUAUUUUUCUCCAAAACCAUAGAAAUCAUAAGAUGGAUGAAACAGAUGCCAAAUUGAAUCGAGUAUACAUGGUCAAUGUUAUUUGAGGUAAACAUGGUCUCGGCUGUCCUUACUCCUUAGGCUUUAAUGGUUGUCGUUAUAUCUAUAGUAAAUUUGAUAUAUUGGGAUGUAUUUUUACACAGGAUGAUAGAAAUUCCAUCUCAGAAUGAGCUUUGGUUCCAUUAGAUGAAGAAAUGGAGAGUUUACGCCACUCUCUAUUUCUUCCAUGCUUGCACACUAAAUUACCAAGUAUAUUCUUUUACUUGUAAGUGGAUUUAGGCUGAAAAAUCAAAGAUUAUCCAUCUGACUGUUUUUUGAUUGGGGAAAUUAUAAAGUUGGUAUUUUGUGAUCCUA
This is a messenger RNA of Manihot esculenta (cassava), 2567 nucleotides long. RefSeq lists its product as uncharacterized. Gene Ontology annotation, biological process: metal ion transport; transmembrane transport. Bases 393 to 2075 code for a protein of 560 amino acids. Gene Ontology annotation, cellular component: membrane. Gene Ontology annotation, molecular function: metal ion transmembrane transporter activity. The transcript has 9 exons. Lineage: Eukaryota; Viridiplantae; Streptophyta; Magnoliopsida; Malpighiales; Euphorbiaceae. The record is from RefSeq and is a predicted model, not a curated record.